AAAGGCCCUCAGAGGUAAGAAGGAAUUCCUCUUGCCUGACUGUUAAGGUGGGACAUUUUGGUUGUUUUUUUUUUUUUCUCCUGCCUUCAUACUUGAACUGAAGCGUCAGCUCCUCCUGGAUCUUGAGACUGAUGGUAUCUGGACUAGAUCAUUUGGGUCUCCAGUCUGCCUGCUGUAGAUCUUGAAUCUUGUCAGUCUCUAUAACUGCAUGAGCUGAUUCCUUAUAACAUCUUUCUCUCCCUCGUUCCCUCUACCUCCCUGUAAAAAUACUGCACAAGGAAAGUCAGGCAAAUGCUUUAUGAUGAUGAUUUUAGCACUGAUGCCUUAGAAAGCGUGGAACCCUCUCCAAGAGACACCAAUCUAUUCAUUUGACCAAGUUAUUCCAGGUCCAAUGGGACUUAGAUGAUACUUAACAGAAAAUUUUCUUGAAUAAUGGCCAUACUUUUACUUAGAAGUUAAGAACAAUUUCUAACUGCUGUUAGAGCCACUUAUCUUCUACUCUCUUUUCUACUUCUCUCUGCAAAUGGCCACAAUCCCUGGUACUACCGUUUGAAGUAUAAGCAUAGAAUUGGAAAGAAUACUAACCCAUAUAAUUACUGUACUUCACUUAAAUGGUUUUGGUUAUAAAGAAGAGAUAAGAACCACUCCUCGCAUCAAAUAUAAAAAUGACCAAGUAUUUCUUUUAUCCUUUAUCAACUGCAAAAACAAACAGCUCUCUAGGACCCGGGAACAGAGCACCCUGUCACAGACAGGGUGUUGUUCAGGAAAAACUGAAUGGGAGACAUUACUCAAAAUCACAUAGAGCAGCAAAUAUCUUAGAAUAAAAAAUCUUGUAGCCAUGCUCUCUAUAAAUCCCCACAAGAGCAGGCAGGCUUCCUAAAUAAUUAAAAACUGAACAAGUAAGAGGCAUAGCGGAAGUCCCUCCAGCCACAGUGCUGUGUUGUGGGGAAGAGACGGAUUUGUAAAUCCUAGAGCAAGGUUCUGCCUACCCGAGGCCACUGCUGGGUGGAGACCCUGGGGGACGCCACUGUCACCAUGUCUGAACAGGAGGCAAAACCUCCAACUGAGGACUUGGAGGAUAAGAAGGAAGGAGAGAACACUAAACUCAAAGUCAUCAGACAGGAUAGCAGAGAGAUUCACUUCAAAGUGAAAACGAUGACGCAUCACAAGAAACUCAAAGAAUCAUACUGUCAAAGACAGGGAGUUCCCAUGAAUUCACUCAGGUUUCUCUUUGAAGGUCAGAGAACUGCUGAUAAUUACACUCCAAAAGAACUGGGAAUGGAGGAAGAAGAUGUGAUUGAAGUUUAUCAGGAAAAAACAGGGGCAUUCAAUGGUUUAGAUAUUUUUAUUUUUUAUUCUUCUCCCUUAAUACUUUUUUAUUUUUAAAAAUAGUUCUUUUGUAAUGUAGUGUUCAAAACAGAAUUGAAAACUGGCACCCCAUCUCUUUAAAACAUCUGGUAAUUUGAAUUCUAGUGCCCAUUAUUCAUUAUUGUUUGUUUUCACUGUGCUGAGUUUUGGGGAU
Messenger RNA from Kogia breviceps (pygmy sperm whale), 1522 nucleotides. The record is from RefSeq and is a predicted model, not a curated record. NCBI's taxonomy places the organism in Eukaryota, Metazoa, Chordata, Mammalia, Artiodactyla, Physeteridae.